Trichoplusia ni (cabbage looper) is the source of this 1972-nucleotide messenger RNA. RefSeq lists its product as uncharacterized. The record is from RefSeq and is a predicted model, not a curated record. The transcript is spliced from 10 exons. Gene Ontology annotation, molecular function: ligand-gated sodium channel activity. The coding region runs from base 416 to 1807 and encodes 463 amino acids. Gene Ontology annotation, cellular component: membrane. Gene Ontology annotation, biological process: sodium ion transmembrane transport. NCBI's taxonomy places the organism in Eukaryota, Metazoa, Arthropoda, Insecta, Lepidoptera, Noctuidae.
GGUAUAUAAAGAUGAGAUAUAGCUAAUAAUCAUUUGUCGGAUUGCCACCAUUGGGGGAAACUCGCCAUCUUGAAGAAGAGGUAAAAUGGCUUUGUUUAAUAACUUUAAUAGAUAGACGUUUAGGCCUUCUUUUCAAUAGACUAUAGAGAAAAUUUCGUUAACAGUGCAUGGUAUUUUUGUAAGGUAACACGGAAGUACCACUUACCAAGCCUAUUACAUCUGAUAGUGCGGUAAUCCAGUAAAUUGCAAUAAGCGCUAUCAAUAUUUACAAUACUAUUUAUGACGUAAUAAAUUACCCCAUUACAAUGUUAAAUAUUCCCAUAAGUUCGCCAUAUAUUUGAGUAGUCGCCACUAAUUCGAACGUGCUGAAAGAGUUAUGGGAAAAUAUUUGGAGGGCACCAAGUAGUUUACAAAGAUGACGGUGGAAACUAAGGAGCCGGACCCCAAGUGUAUGGUUCGGAAGAAGCUCGCAGAAUGUAUAAAAGGACCAAAUUUAAUUAAGACGCUUAUAAUCAUUGUGUGUGUUGGUGUAGUAGUGCAACAGAUAACAACAUGUAUUAGGAAACUGAUCGACAAACCGAUCACAACGUACACACAUUUUGAUUUCAACAAGACCUUGUUGUAUCCUAGUGUGACGUUCUGCAGGGAGCCUCCCUACAAAUUUGAUAAAAUGCAGGAAUAUGGUUUGUAUGGUCACCCCCGCUUCACCUCCGCCUGGAGGGACUUCGACUUCGAGAACAUUGACCUGGACGAGAUGUGGGGGAACAUCACUUAUGAUGAGAAGGACAUGUUCGUGCAGUACGGAUUCAACGCGUCAAGAGAUAACGUCGAUCUAAAAGCUACUAUCGGCUUCAUCAACGGCCGCUGCUACACCAUGAGCCCCAAGAUCCGGACACAACACGCCACCAAGCAGCUGGGGUACGCCGUAACGCUGCAGCACACCGCCGAGGACCUGGAGACCACCACCAGCGUCUUCCCGCCAGGGUACCACGUGUUCAUACAUUACUGGAAGGAACCUUACACUGAAGUAACAGUAUACAACGGUGGGAUGGUAGAGUCUCUGUAUGUGAACGUGGGAGAGACGCUGGACGUGAAGCUGAAGGUAGACCAGUACCAGAUGAUCAACUCCGAUGAUGAUCCUUGCAUUGAACACCACAACUACAGUGCUAACGAAUGUACUACAAAAUACGUAUGGGACCGCUCAGUAGAGGCAGCAGGAUGUUCAGGUCCGUGGAUGGAGAGCGACGUGCCGCGGUGUCGCAACUACACCUCCAUGAGGAACCUGAUCACUGCUUACAUGAAUACACAUGAAUCACAUCACAGCUCGGAAUGUCCCAGAAUCUGUAGCUCAUACCUGUACAAUGGGUUCGUCACGGAUCGCCAGAAGUUCUACUCGUGGGACUCCACCGCCACGGAAUGGUGCAUUAAGACUGGACCAGCAGCCCUGCAGACCCACGUAAGAGCAUGUGUUCAAGACAGUUACAAGACCGGUAGUAAUUUGCUGUUUAUCUACUUCAAUAGCAUGAUGGUUUCGGUAUACGAAGAGCGGUUCAAUUACGACUGGAACAUAUUCGUGGCCGACCUUGGCGGUAGUGUUGGGUUCCUGCUAGGUCUCUCAGUGAUCGGUCUGAUGAAAAUGUUCGGGAAGACCUGGAGGAUGUUUAUCCAGCCGUUCCUCAGGAGUGAUAAGGAUUCCGGGAGAAAGCACUCGGAGACGUCAAUAGCGACCAUCGAUGUGAAGAAUUUGGAUCAAAAUUACUUUGACAAGUGUAAUGGGUGGUGCGAUAAGAUUUCUGGCAGUAAAUGAUGGUUUGAUUUAUGUGUUCGCUUAAAUAUCAUCUGUAAAUUUAAGUAAUCUAAAGUUAUUGUACCAAUACUUAAUACUAAAAAAAUGGCAAAAGGCUAGGCCGAUGAUGACUUAUUACCUAAUAAUCCCUGUAAUCUUGUUAAUUAUUAAAAAUAAAUGCAAUUA